This is a messenger RNA of Cryptomeria japonica (Japanese cedar), 3089 nucleotides long. RefSeq names its product two pore calcium channel protein 1. Gene Ontology annotation, molecular function: calcium ion binding; voltage-gated calcium channel activity. Bases 323 to 2524 code for a protein of 733 amino acids. Gene Ontology annotation, biological process: calcium ion transport; transmembrane transport. The record is from RefSeq and is a predicted model, not a curated record. The transcript is spliced from 23 exons. Gene Ontology annotation, cellular component: vacuolar membrane; plant-type vacuole. NCBI's taxonomy places the organism in Eukaryota, Viridiplantae, Streptophyta, Pinopsida, Cupressales, Cupressaceae.
UUAAGUGGACCCUAUAAUAUAAUACCAGGAUUUAAUAAUACCCUGCGAAGACUGCAUAGUCAACUUGCACAGUUUCAUGUAUAACGGCUUCGUAGAGUUGUAUUUAAUAUUAUGUUCAGUGUAAAGUGGGUUUAACACUACUGGUGUGCUUAGAUUUGUUCCAGCGCACCAAAAAGCACUGGUUAGAUCUUGUUAUGAGAACGAAAAUGUCGUCCGUAACUGAUUUACGCUAAGCUUGACGUCUCAUAGCCUGACGGAACAAAAGGGAACACAGGCUGUAAAAACAGGAACUGACAAUUAUAAGCUCACAUAGAAAAAAGCAAUGGAGGAUCCGCUGAUGACGAAUUAUACUGGUAGUAGUAGCUCUAGCAAGGUCAUAAAUGGAAGAACAGAUGCCAUAGCCUAUGGAAAUCGAUACCAGAGGGCUGCAGCGCUCGUUGAUCUGGCUGAAGAUGGCAUAGGAUUGCCUGAGGAAUUAAUUGACCCUACAAAAUUCGGACAGGCUGCCAAGUUCUAUUUCAUGUUUAUAAAAUUGGAUCUACUAUGGUCUUUGAAUCUUGUGGCAUUGGUUCUGUUGAACUUUUUUGAGGUACCCCUGUGGUGCAGUUCAAAUCCUUGCAGCGACAGAAAAUAUUAUUUCUUGGGGGAAUUGCCAUACUUAACAGCAGAGCAAUCUCUAAUAUAUGAACUAGUCACUUUGUGCAUUCUUGCUGUACACACGUUUUUUCCCAUCAGCUACACAGGAUUUGAACUCUUUCGAAAAAAUUCAGUCAAUAUUUUAAAGGUCAUAUUGUUGGGACUUUUGGUGAUAGACUUAAUAUUUGAUAUUCUCUACAUCAGUUCAGGGCCUAUUUCCUAUUUGCCUUUAAGAAUUGCUCCAUAUAUCCGUGUGUUGUUUCUUCUGGUGAACAUUAGAGAACUGCGGGACUGCGUUUGGUCCUUAACUGGCAUGGUGGCAGUCUAUCUUGAUGUCUUGGCCCUUUUGGUUUUGUUCCUUUUGUUUUCAAGCUGGUUAGCAUAUAUAAUGUUUGAAGAUACAACGCAAGGAAAACUUAUCUUCACAUCUUAUGGGGAAACAUUAUGUCAAAUGUUUGUGCUUUUCACAACAUCAAACAAUCCAGAUGUCUGGAUACCUGCAUAUAAGUCAUCUCGUAUAUCUUGCCUCUUCUUCAUACUAUACAUACUAUUCGGUGUGUACUUUGUGACAAAUCUUAUUCUUGCUGUUGUUUAUGACAGUUUCAAAAAACAGCUUGCAAAACAAGUUGCAGAAAUGGACAAAAUGCGAAAUAGAACAUUGGAAACAGCUUUCACCCUUCUUGAUGAAAAUAAAUGCGGCUUUUUAGACAAAGAUCAGUGUGCUGAACUUUUUCAAGCAUUGAAUAUGUACCGGACAUUGCCAAAAAUCUCAAAGGAAGAUUUUGACUCCAUUUUUUUUGAACUUGAUGAUAGUCAAGACUUCAAGAUAAACAAGGAGGAAUUUGCAGAUCUGUGUGAUGCAAUUUCCUUGAGAUUUGAGAAAGAGCUUGUGCCAUCUUUGUUUGAGAGAUAUCCAUACUUCUACCAUUCCACACCAUGUAAUUGUUUGCGGAAUUUUGUAAAGAGCAAGAUGUUUGACUACAUCAUCAUUUUCAUGCUUUUUCUAAAUUUGGUCACAAUCAUCAUUGAAACAACGCUGGAUAUUCAGAAUGAUGCUGCUCAGUACAUUUGGCAAACAGUAGAGAUCUGCUUCGGUUGGCUGUAUGUGGUCGAGAUGCUACUUAAAAUAUUUUCUUAUGGUUUUGAUGCUUACUGGCGUGAAGGUCAAAAUCGUUUUGAUUUUGCAGUUACAUGGAUAAUUGUUAUUGGAGAAACUUUGAAUCUUGCUUUUCCUCAUGGUUUGCCGAUUCUCUCAAAUGCGGAGUGGAUUCGUUAUUUGUUAAUUGCUAGACUUUUACGACUUACAAGAAUUUUGAUUCGAAUUCCACGCUAUAGAGGAAUUAUGGAAACUUUCUUCACACUUAUUCCAAGUUUAACAUCAUACAUUGGAUUAAUCUUUUGUGUUAUGUGUCUCUACUGCUCUCUUGGUUCACAGUUAUUUGGUGGCCUUGUUUAUGAAGGAAAUCCUAAGCUAGAGGGAACAACUCUUUUAGAGAGCGACUAUUUAGUCUUCAAUUUUAAUGACUAUCCUAGUGGCAUGGUCACACUAUUUAACCUGAUGGUCAUGGGGAACUGGCAAAUUUGGAUGGAGAGCUAUGUGAAACUGACGGGAACCUCGUGGACUCUGAUAUACUUCAUCAGCUAUUAUGUGAUAACAGUUUUGCUUCUCGUUAAUCUGGUGGUUGCAUUUGUAUUGGAGGCAUUUUUUGCUCAAUCAGAGCUUGAAUCAAGCAAUUGUGAUGAGGAAACCGACCAGUCGAAUUCCAAGGAUUCUAAGAAUUCGCGAUCACGUCGUGCAAGACGUAUCAGUUCUACAGGGAGAAGUGGGCGAGUCCAAAUGCUUCUUCAUCAUAUUUUGAGUUCAGAGUUGGAAGAACACUGUACUUAGUGUUAAUAUUUAAUGCAUAUGUAUUAUGAGCUUAUGAGCUUAUGUAAAAUAUCAAUGGCUUCUCUCUUAACUCCUACUGCGUGGGAUCAUUAACUCCUACUGCGUGGGAUCAUGGCUAUGGUUGAUUUAUUUCAUAUGAUAUAUGUGAUUGUAUCUUAAAAAUUUUGUUUUGAGUAGGGGAGAGGAAUCAGAACGUGUGCACCCUAACUUCACGUUUCUCAAAAUCAUGUGGACAUUUCAAAAAAAUUGAAUUUUAUACAGCAGCUUACUUGUGAUGCCACAUCAGCAUGCAUUUUUCUGAAAGUGUCCAAAAUGGUCCCAAAUUGUCAUAAGAUCCAUAGGUGUGCACUAAGUCAUUUUUACUUGUGCGCAAAUGUGGCAUCACAUCAUUGGUUUUUUUUUAAUUUUAGAGGUACUUUUUUGGGGGAAAGCAUUGACAUGACAUUUUUAGAGCACCACUAUUGGUCUCAUUUUGUCUAUGUACUAUAACAUGUAUUGGUACCCGCACAUGUAUUGGCUCCUCUCCCCUAAAUAUAAAUAUACUUGUGUUUGAUAUAUUAGUUAA